This is a messenger RNA of Mangifera indica (mango), 1521 nucleotides long. Its product is annotated as myb family transcription factor PHL5. The transcript is spliced from 7 exons. The coding region runs from base 125 to 1297 and encodes 390 amino acids. Lineage: Eukaryota; Viridiplantae; Streptophyta; Magnoliopsida; Sapindales; Anacardiaceae. The record is from RefSeq and is a predicted model, not a curated record. Gene Ontology annotation, molecular function: DNA-binding transcription factor activity; DNA binding.
UAGCUUCUGGUUUCUUUAAAUACUCUGUAAGGAAAUGAAUUUUUUUUCACUUUGUGAUGCUAACAGAACCCAAUUCCUGUAAUUUCCAUUUUGAGAGGUUGAAGUUUUUCUUCCAUUUCUGUAAAUGAACUCUCAUAAUAUAAAUUUCCAGGGCCAGUUUCAUCAGAAACAAGCCAUGAGUAGUGACUGCAACAUCGAAUUUACCAACCAUUAUUCCUCAUAUUUUGCUACUCAACCGCCCUGGAACCUGAGAAUCAACCACGGGCAGGCCCUGGAUGGAGCUUCCGGGCAGGAAAACCUCGGCCCUGGAAGAUCUUCCAGCGCCAUCCUCGGCCAGUUUGAGUCGCCUGCUUCAGCUUUUUAUGCCACUGAAAGGUUCAUGGGCUUUCCUCAGUAUGAUUCUCAGACUCGAAACAGUCCUGGUUGUGAUUUAGAAUUUCCUGCUUAUCAAUCUUCCGGGGAAAACUUUUCUGGAGCUGUUUCAUCUCUGGAACCUGGAGAAAACAUUGAACUCCGUAACGCCUUGUUAUCCAAGCUGAAAUCUCAGAAGUAUUGUGGAAAUCUAUUUCACAGCAAUGAGAUCCUUGAAACCAAGAUUUUUCCUCCUGAACAAAUCAAGAUGUUUGGAAGUGAAGCUGUUGAGAUUCCAGAUCAAAGAAUGAAUUAUAAUACUUCACAGCAGGAGAAGCAGUCUCUGAGAUAUUCUUUCGGGGGCACUUCGGCUUCGUCCGGAGGUUCAGUUUCAUCCGGAGCGGUGCUUUCGUGCAAAACUCGAAUUCGAUGGACUCAAGAUCUUCAUGAGAAGUUUGUUGAAUGUGUCAAUCGCCUUGGCGGCCCUGAGAAGGCAACUCCGAAGGCUAUUCUGAAGCUGAUGGAUUCUGAAGGAUUGACAAUCUUUCAUGUGAAAAGCCAUUUGCAGAAAUAUCGGAUGGCCAAAUACAUACCAGAGUUUGCAGAAGGAAAAUCAGAGAAAAGGGAAAUUCUGACUGAUGCAUCUCAACUUGAUGUCAAAACCACCCUGCAGAUCAAAGAGGCUUUACAACUUCAGUUAGAUGUCCAGAGGCGUCUCCAUGAACAGAUAGAGAUUCAAAGAAAUUUGCAAUUGAGAAUUGAAGAACAAGGGAAGCAGCUCAAGAUGCUAUUCGACCAACAACAGAAAACGAACAAGGGCAACUUGAAGACAACUCAGAACCUGGAUAUUACACCUGAAGAUGAUCCACUGUUUAGCCUCGAAGAUGUUGAGGUUUCAACUGCAGAAAAUUCAGGAAAUACGCGCUUCCCAUCUAAGAUUAGUUAGAUUAUAAUUAAAUUACAAAUUAUUAUAUAUUUUUCUUACAAAAUUACACAUGGGAUAGAUUUCAAAAAAGGUUACAUUUCCUGUAAAAGUAUGAAAAAUCACAUUCUAUUGCGUACCUAAAGAAAAGAAAUUGUAAUUAUUUGCUUUGUAGUUGUGAGUUUGUCCAAAAGAAGUAAAUACGAGUUCAUCCAUACCUUUUACACUUUUGAAACGUGGGGUUGAUA